This is a messenger RNA of Glycine soja, 1322 nucleotides long. Its product is annotated as auxin-responsive protein SAUR36-like. The record is from RefSeq and is a predicted model, not a curated record. The transcript has a single exon. The coding region runs from base 506 to 1012 and encodes 168 amino acids. NCBI's taxonomy places the organism in Eukaryota, Viridiplantae, Streptophyta, Magnoliopsida, Fabales, Fabaceae. Gene Ontology annotation, biological process: response to auxin.
AACCUUCCAAGUCUCUUAUAAAUAUUUCUCAAAUCUUGUGCGCCAAUAUCAUUGGACCGACUCAGCUUCUCUCUUCCUUCACUUAUUCUUUCAUUUUCCUCAAAUCUUUCAAACACCCACUUCCCCAUUUUCUUCUGCAUCUUCACAAAUCACUUCUUCAAAUCUUCCCAACAAAAAAAAAAAACUCAUUUUCUAUCAUACAGUUUUGGGAUCUAUCACUCUAUCCACGGUUUCUGGAAUGAAACUUUCCUUGUUUGGUGUUGUUGUUCUUCAUCUUCAUCAUGUUUAACAUACCUUCAUCUCUUUCUGAAAUCUGUCUCACCCACUUUCGCCUUGCCAUCUCCACCGCGGAUCCAUGGCCCUUCUCAUGAAUCUCAUGUCAUAAAAACCUUUUCCUACUGUUUUUCAUACCACUGAAAAGUCCCACAUUGCUUAGAAAACUCUACAAAGAACAGUUUAUAAACCUUCCGCUGAGAAGAUAAACUGCUGAUCUUUCGUGUAGACCAUGCAAUUCAGGCUCGGCAGGCGCGUUGUAAGGGUUGCUAAAUGGGUCUUCGGUCGGGUCAGGAUCAAAACCCGACCCGGGUACCACCACCGUCUCGGUUCUGGUUCGUCCCAUUUGAGAAAUCCCAUAAUAAAGCUUCUCACCUGGGGGCAAAAAUUAAAGAGAGGAGCGAAGACCCUAUGCGGGAAAAAAGGGUCGGGUUAUCUUCCAAUCGGGUCGGAUCCGGCUUGCGACAGGGCUCCGGCGGUGCCAAAGGGGCACUUGGCGGUGUACGUGGGGGAGGAGGACGGCGAGUUCCGGCGAGUGUUGAUUCCGGUGAUUUACUUCAACCACCCUUUGUUCAGUGAUUUGCUGAGGGAAGCAGAAAAAAAGUUCGGGUUUGAACACCCCGGUGGGAUCACGAUUCCGUGUCGACUCACCGAGUUUGAACGGGUCAAGACCCGGAUCGCGUCCGGGUCGGGUCAGCGCGGGAGGACCCGGAGAUUGGGGUGGCGGCUACAUUAUUAAGGACCCGGAGGGUGGUCAAUUGCGAUGACACGACGAUAACUAGUUAUGGUGAAUGAUUAAUGGUUUCGGAAUUUUUGUUUGUUUUUAACUUAUAUUAGGUUGUAGUUAUUGUUUUUGGUGGGAAUUCCUGGGUAGGUGUUAGGCUUUGGCUGUUUGGGUAUAUCUGAUGGUACACCUGGUGUAAAUGGUGGUUUGAACAUAAAAGUAUAAUUAGGGAUACCUUAUGUAUAGAUUAAAUUCUGAAAAUAUCAAUUAAAGAAAUGUUUUUUUUUUUGAAUAAUAAUGCAGAUGAGUUUCAUUUUUUUUCCAA